CAACACAACACAACACAACACAACAAUCUCUCUCCAUUCUCUCUCUCUCUCUCACAACACAACACAACACAACACAACACAACACAACUCAACACACAAAUAUGUCCAAGAAAAUGAAAAUGCCAUCACUCUUCAAGUACAAAAACCCCAAGCAACCAUGGCAAUGGCCCUCUUGCAACAACCCGGCCACCCUUUCGUUCCGAGCAAGCAACGACGACGUUUUCAAGACCGUAAAUUCCGUGUUCCUCGACACCUCCGACGGCCUCGACACCCCCGACUCUUGGUUCACUAACUCCUCAGAGUGCGCCAGCACCACUUUCUCCACUGACGACCACUCUGAGGAAAACAACAACGACAACAAGAACAAAAACGACAAGGCGCUAGAGAUGAUCAUCCGAGACGUGAGGAGGUCAUCGGAGAGGCUCUUCUUCGAGCCGGGCGACACAAGCAGCUCGAUCCUCCUCGACAAGGAGCCCGAGACGACAAAGAAGGCCGCGGAGGCACUUCUGCCGUUCGAGGAGAGCGUGGCGCUGGCGAUGGAGUCGGAAGAUCCUUACAUGGAUUUCAGGAAAUCCAUGCAAGAGAUGGUGGAGACCCAUGGAUUGGAGGAGUGGGACCGCUUGGAGGAGCUUCUUGGAUGGUAUUUGAGGAUGAACUCCAAACAAAACCACGGAUUUAUCGUUGGCGCCUUCGUCGAUCUCCUCGUCGGGACGGCCAAGGAUCCUUCCACAGCCAUUUAUCGCUCCGAUUCGACCUCCUAUUCUUCUGCUGAUUCUUGCUUCUCCUCCCCUCCUUCCCCUGUUUCUUGUCGGGAUCGGGUUGGGGGAGGAGGAGAUGCCAUUAAUGUACAAUCUUAGCCUCUAAAUUAUGUAUCUAUUCCUCCCACAUUCGGUGUCAAUACUACAACUAGGCUAUGAGAAUCUAUGCUUUUUUCCUCUCUCGAAUUACACACGAAAUCAUUAGUACUACUAAUUGAUAACAUCGGGCGUAGUUUGUACUAAAUUUAAGAACCGUUAAUAUUAACAUUGAGUGUUUGGACACGUUA
Molecule: messenger RNA, 1045 nt
Organism: Salvia hispanica
Lineage: Eukaryota; Viridiplantae; Streptophyta; Magnoliopsida; Lamiales; Lamiaceae
Source: RefSeq, a predicted model, not a curated record